Molecule: messenger RNA, 11376 nt
Organism: Grus americana (Whooping crane)
Lineage: Eukaryota; Metazoa; Chordata; Aves; Gruiformes; Gruidae
Gene: CACNA1G
Product: calcium voltage-gated channel subunit alpha1 G
Exons: 38
Coding region: 440-7588 (2382 amino acids)
Biological process (GO): membrane depolarization during action potential; sodium ion transmembrane transport; calcium ion transmembrane transport
Cellular component (GO): voltage-gated sodium channel complex; voltage-gated calcium channel complex; neuron projection
Molecular function (GO): low voltage-gated calcium channel activity; voltage-gated sodium channel activity
Source: RefSeq, a predicted model, not a curated record
GGCGCGGCCGCCCGCGGGAGCAUCCUCCGCCGCCCGUCCCCGGGGCGCCGGGCAGCACCCCCACCCCCCCCCCCCGCCCCGGGCAGAUGUUGGGGCGCGGAGGGGGCAGGCAGAGCCGCUAAGGCGGCCCGCCCCGCGGGUGGGGGCCAGCACCGGGGGCCGCCCCGCCGGCCUCCCUGCCCGCGGCUCGCCCGGCUCGGGCCCCCGGAGGCACGGCGAGGAGGAGCUACGGAGCCCGCAGACGGCAGGGCAGGGCGAGGGGGGCGGCCCGGCCCCGGUGGGGGGCGAGGCAGCGGCUCGCCCGGCCAUGCCACCCCGGCGCUGAAGCCGCCCUGCCGCAGCCCCCAGCCCCCCGGCCCCGCCAUGGCCGCGCCCCUCUAGGCGCCCCACCGGCUCGCCCCGCGUCGCCCCGGCUCCCCCCGGGGCCGCCGGCCGGAGGAUGGACGAGGAUGGACCGCGAGCGGCCGAGGAGGAGCCGGAGUCGGGCAGAGCCAAGACUUUCAUCCGCCUUAAUGACCUGUCCGGGGCCGGGGGCCGCCCGGGGCCGGGGGACAGGGAGGCGGGCAGCGGCGACUCGGAGGCGGAGGCGCUGCCCUACCCGGCGCUGGCCCCCGUCGUUUUCUUCUACCUGAGCCAGGAGAGCCGGCCGCGGAGCUGGUGCCUCCGGCUGGUCUGUAACCCGUGGUUUGAGAGGGUGAGCAUGCUGGUGAUCCUGCUCAACUGCGUGACGCUGGGCAUGUUCCACCCCUGCGAGGACAUCGCCUGCGACUCGCCGCGCUGCAGGAUCCUCCAGAGCUUCGACGAUUUCAUCUUUGCCUUCUUCGCCGUGGAAAUGAUUGUCAAGAUGAUCGCGCUGGGGAUUUUUGGGAAGAAAUGCUACUUGGGAGACACAUGGAACCGCCUGGACUUCUUCAUCGUCAUCGCGGGGAUGCUGGAGUACUCCCUGGACCUGCAGAACGUCAGCUUCUCAGCGGUCCGCACUGUCCGUGUCCUGCGGCCGCUCAGGGCCAUUAACAGGGUCCCCAGUAUGCGCAUCCUGGUGACGCUUCUUUUGGACACGCUGCCCAUGCUGGGGAACGUCCUUCUCCUCUGUUUCUUUGUCUUCUUCAUCUUCGGCAUCGUGGGAGUCCAGCUGUGGGCAGGUUUGCUCAGGAACCGCUGCUUCCUCCCCGAGAACUUCAGCAUCCCCUACAUGGUGGAUUUGGAGCGAUACUACCAGACGGAGAAUGAAGACGAGAACCCUUUCAUCUGCUCCCAGCCCCGGGAGAACGGGAUGCGCUACUGCCGGAGCAUCCCAACACGGAGGGAAGAGGGUCUUGAGUGCACCCUGGAUUAUUAUUCCUACAAUGACACCACCAACACGUCUUGUGUCAAUUGGAACCAGUAUUACACCAACUGCUCUGCUGGGGAGCACAACCCCUUCAAGGGAGCCAUCAACUUCGAUAACAUCGGCUACGCCUGGAUCGCGAUAUUUCAGGUCAUCACCCUGGAAGGCUGGGUGGACAUCAUGUACUUUGUCAUGGAUGCACACUCCUUCUACAACUUCAUCUACUUCAUCCUCCUGAUCAUUGUGGGCUCCUUCUUCAUGAUCAACCUCUGCCUGGUGGUGAUAGCGACGCAGUUCUCCGAGACGAAGCAGCGUGAGAGCCAGCUGAUGAAGGAGCAACGCGUUCGCUACCUGUCCAACGCCAGCACCCUUGCCAGCUUUUCAGAGCCGGGCAGCUGCUAUGAUGAACUCCUCAAGUACCUGGUUUACAUUGCCCGUAAAGGCAGCAAGCAGCUCGUGGAGGUGUACCGGGUGGCGGGCGUGAGGAUGGGCUUCCUCACCAGCCCCACGAGCAAGGCGGGAGCUGACCGGCAUGCCGGGAAGCGCAGGAGCAGGAAGAGGUCCUCCGUGCACCACCUCAUCCACCACCAUCACCACCACCACCACCACUAUCACCUGGGCAAUGGGAACCUGCGGGCACCCCGUGCCAGCCCGGAGAUCAGCGAUGUGGAGACCAGCUCACUGCACAAUGGGACCAACCGACUGAUGCUCCCUCCCUUGGCAUCGAACCCCCACGGGGCCCCCAGCGCCACUCCCAGCAACACCGAGUCCGUCCACAGCAUCUACCACGCCGACUGCCACUUUGAGCCGGUGCGCUGCCGGUCAUCCCUCCCGCAGCCGGGCCUCGGCUUACCGAGCCCGGAGGGUGUCCCCAAGAACAUCGUGGGCAGCAAGGUGUACCCCACGGUGCACCCCAGUACCUCCCACGAGAUGCUGAAAGAGAAGAACCUGGGGGAGGCGGCGGUCGGUGCCGGGAGCAGCACCUUGACAAGCCUCAACAUCCCGCCCGGGCCAUACAGCACCAUGCACAAGCUGCUGGAGACCCAGAGCACGGGGUUCUUUUCAGUCCAUGUUACGGAGAAAGGCGAUGGCUUUCCAGGUCCCUGCCAAAGCUCCUGCAAGAUCUCCAGCCCCUGCAGCAAGCUGGACGGCGGCUCCUGCAACCCCGAGAGCUGCCCUUACUGCCUCAAGGCACUGGCGAGCGAGGCCGAGCUGUCGGACAACGAGACGGCCGACUCAGACAGCGAGGGGGUCUACGAAUUCACGCAGGACGCCCACUACAGUGACCAGCGGGACCCGCAGCGGGGCAGAGCCCGGGCCAGGAGAGUGAGCCGGGUGCUGGCCUUCUGGUACGUGGUGUGCGAGACCUUCCGGAAGAUCGUGGACAGCAAAUAUUUUGGCCGUGGGAUCAUGGUGGCCAUUCUCAUCAACACGCUCAGCAUGGGGAUCGAGUACCACGAGCAGCCGGAGGAGCUUACCAACGCCCUGGAGAUCAGCAACAUAGUCUUCACAAGCCUCUUUGCCCUGGAGAUGCUGUUGAAAGUCCUCGUUUACGGUCCUUUUGGCUACAUUAAGAAUCCAUACAACAUCUUUGAUGGGAUCAUCGUGGUGAUUAGCGUGUGGGAGAUAGUGGGCCAGCAAGGCGGGGGGCUCUCGGUCCUGCGGACCUUUCGGCUCAUGCGAGUUUUGAAGCUGGUCCGCUUCAUGCCAGCCCUCCAGCGCCAGCUUGUAGUCCUCAUGAAGACCAUGGACAACGUGGCCACAUUCUGCAUGUUGCUGAUGCUCUUCAUCUUCAUCUUUAGCAUCCUGGGGAUGCACCUCUUCGGCUGUAAGUUUGCUUCAGAGCGAGACGGCGACACGCUGCCUGACAGGAAGAACUUCGACUCCUUGCUCUGGGCCAUCGUCACUGUUUUCCAGAUUUUGACCCAGGAAGACUGGAACAAGGUCCUUUACAACGGCAUGGCGUCGACCUCCUCCUGGGCUGCUCUCUACUUCAUCGCUCUCAUGACGUUUGGGAAUUACGUUCUCUUUAACCUGCUGGUGGCCAUCCUGGUGGAGGGUUUCCAGACGGAGGAGAUCUCCAAGCGAGAAGACGCGAGUGGGCAGUUAAGCUGUAUUCAGCUGCCUGUCGACUCGUCGGGGGGUGAUGCUUCCAAGUCUGAUUCCGAGGGGGAUCUCUUCCCCCGUAGCCUGGAAGAGGAGGGAGGACUUAAGAAAAACUUGUCGAAUCCAGCCUUGAUGGCCUUGAGCGACCACCCGGAGCUGAAGAAGAGCCUGACCCCGCCGCUCAUCAUACACACCGCUGCCACGCCGAUGCCCAUGCCCAAGAGCGCCAUGUUCGGAGAUGCAGCGCAGGGCUACGAGUCCCGCCGGGCCAGCGGCGUCUCCGUGGACCCCGCCACCUACGAGCUCAAGUCCCCGCCCAGCACCCGCAGCUCCCCGCACAGCCCCUGGAGCGCCGGCAGCAGCUGGAACAGCCGCCGCUCCAGCUGGAACAGCAUCGGCCGGGCCCCCAGCCUCAAGCGUCGGGGUCAGAGCGGCGAGCGCAGAUCCCUCCUCUCCGGAGAGGGGAAGGAGAGCUCGGAGGAAGGGGAAAGCUCCGAUGAGGAGCACUCCAGCCGGGCCGGCAGCUUCAACGGCUCUUUGCCUCAUCGCAUGGAGUCGCUGGAAACAAAAGGCUCCUUUGACCUCCAGGAUACGCUGCAGGUGCCUUCCCUGUACCGGACCAGCAGCAUGCACAGCAGCCGCUCCGAGCACCAGGACUGCAACGGGAAGACCUCUCCGGGUCUGCUGCUGCACCAGCUCCACUUGGAUGAUCCCCGACAGGACUGCGAUGACUGCGACGAUGAAGGCAACAUGAGCAAAAGGGACCGUCUGAAGGCGUGGGUACGGGCACGGCUCCCCACCUGCUGCAAAGAGAGGGACUCCUGGUCCAUCUACAUCUUCGCCCCUCACUCAAGAUUCCGUCUGAUGUGCAAUAAAAUCAUCACACACAAGAUGUUUGAUCAUAUCGUCUUGGUGAUCAUUUUCCUGAACUGCAUUACCAUUGCCAUGGAACGACCCAAAAUCGAGCCUCACAGUGCUGAACGGAUUUUCCUAACACUCUCCAACUACAUCUUUACAGUUAUCUUCCUGACUGAGAUGACAGUUAAGGUGGUAGCACUAGGCUUGUGUUUUGGGGAGAAAGCCUACUUGAAAAGCAGCUGGAACGUGCUGGAUGGAGUGCUGGUUCUCAUCUCUGUCAUCGACAUCCUGGUCUCGAUGGUGUCAGACAGUGGCACGAAAAUCCUGGGGAUGCUACGGGUUUUGAGACUGCUGAGGACGCUGCGGCCUUUAAGGGUCAUUAGUCGAGCCCAAGGACUGAAGCUGGUGGUGGAGACUCUCAUGUCAUCCCUGAAGCCCAUUGGGAACAUCGUGGUCAUCUGCUGUGCCUUUUUCAUAAUCUUUGGGAUCCUGGGAGUUCAGCUUUUCAAAGGCAAGUUUUUUGUCUGCCAGGGGGAGGACACCAGAAACAUCACAAAUAAAUCGGAUUGUACAGAAGCAAGCUACAAAUGGGUCCGGCACAAGUAUAAUUUUGAUAAUCUCGGCCAGGCCCUGAUGUCUCUUUUUGUUCUGGCCUCCAAGGACGGGUGGGUGGAUAUCAUGUACGAUGGCUUAGAUGCCGUGGGAGUGGACCAGCAGCCAGUCAUGAACUACAACCCGUGGAUGCUCCUCUACUUCAUCUCCUUCCUGCUGAUUGUGGCCUUCUUUGUCCUCAACAUGUUCGUGGGGGUGGUGGUGGAGAAUUUCCACAAGUGUCGGCAGCACCAGGAAGAGGAAGAAGCCAAGAGGCGGGAGGAGAAGAGGCUUCGCCGGCUGGAGAAAAAGAGAAGGAAUCUAAUGCUGGAUGAUGUAUUAAUGGAGAGCUCAGCCAGUGCAGUGCAAGAAGCACAGUGUAAGCCCUACUAUUCGGAUUACUCCCGCUUCCGCCUCCUGAUCCACCAGAUGUGCACCAGCCACUACCUGGAUUUGUUCAUCACCGGAGUGAUCGGCCUCAACGUGAUCACAAUGGCCAUGGAGCACUACCAGCAGCCGAAGGUUCUUGAUGAAGCCCUGAAGAUUUGCAAUUACAUCUUCACCGUUAUCUUUGUCCUGGAGUCUGUUUUCAAGCUUAUCGCCUUUGGGUUCCGUCGCUUCUUCCAAGACAGAUGGAACCAAUUAGAUCUGGCAAUCGUGCUGCUGUCUAUCAUGGGCAUCACUUUGGAAGAGAUCGAGGUGAACGCUUCGCUACCAAUUAACCCCACUAUUAUCCGAAUCAUGAGGGUUCUCAGGAUUGCUCGAGUGUUGAAGUUGCUGAAGAUGGCUGUAGGGAUGAGAGCCCUGUUGGACACCGUGAUGCAAGCGCUGCCACAGGUGGGGAAUCUGGGUCUUCUCUUCAUGUUGUUGUUUUUCAUAUUUGCAGCUCUUGGGGUGGAGCUCUUUGGAGACCUCGAAUGUGACGACACGCACCCCUGCGAGGGGCUGGGACGGCACGCCACCUUCAGAAACUUUGGGAUGGCCUUCCUGACUCUUUUCCGAGUAUCCACGGGAGACAACUGGAACGGGAUAAUGAAGGACACGCUGCGAGACUGUGACCAGGAGUCCACCUGCUACAACACUGUCAUUUCACCCAUCUACUUCGUCUCCUUCGUGCUCACGGCCCAGUUUGUUCUGGUGAACGUGGUGAUCGCCGUGCUCAUGAAGCACUUGGAGGAGAGCAACAAGGAGGCUAAGGAAGAGGCAGAGCUCGAAGCAGAACUGGAGAUGGAAAUGAAGACAAUCACCCCCAGCCAACACAGCCCCUCGGACAUCUUUGCGUGGACAGGCAGUGUCGGUGGAGAGAGACCCGAGAGCCCCCGAGGAUGUACCAAUCCCAUGCAAAUCAAGGAAAGGCACUUGUUUGAUACCAUAUCACUGCUGAUCCAGGAAUCUCUGGAAGGAGAGCUGAAGCUGAUGGACAACCUGUCAGGCUCUGUGUGCCAUCAUUAUGCCCUCCCAGCUCCCGAAUAUUACAACUCUGAGAACCAGGCUGAUCUCCGCUCCAAAGACGACACACUGACCCUGUCUCCCAGCAAGGACUUGCUGAGCGUGAGAAAGCCUUCGGUGGGACGCACCCACUCUUUGCCAAAUGACAGCUACAUGUUCCAGCCGCCGUACUCCAGCCCCUGCCCUGCCUCCCUGGGCGAGAGGAACCCGGCACAUCACAAGUUGCAGUCAGGUUCAAAGGCAUCGGUGCAAUCGCAGCCGGCGGACACCAGCUCUCUCCUGCAAAUUCCAAAAGACCAUUUUCACCACAUAAGAGCUCGUGACCAUUUGGUGAGGGAGAGCAAAUCCCCGGUUUUGCAGCAGGUGCACUCUCCUUCUGCUGAAAGGCUGCUCCGCAGACAGAUGGCUAUAAGGAACGACUCUUUGGAUAGCAAGGAGAAUCUCCACACCGAGGUGAGUGAACUCUCUGACCCAAAUGUCCCCGCUGUGCCCAAGGAGGAGUCACCAAUGGCUCUGACGCCCUCAGAAGCGCAGGACUUGGCUGCAUGGAGCCGGGCGAGCGUUCAUACACAGCAGCAUUCCCACGAUCAGUAUAAUAUUUCAAAGCAGGCACCAGCAUCGUGUGCUUGUGCAGACUCGUAUCAGGAGACACCUGGAGAUUCAAUGGACCAAGAAGUAUCUGAAAUAAACAGCUCCUCGGAGCCUUUCACUUCAGAAACUUGUACAGCCUCGAGUGCCUGUUCAGAGGUUCAGCCUCUCUCUCCUAAGAGGAACAUAGGCAAUACCGGCAAUGUUACACUGAAGGACCUGAAGAAAUACCACAGUGUAGACACCCAGGGUCUUCUAAAAAAACCGCCCUCUUGGUUAGAUGAUCAAAGGAGACAUUCGAUAGAAAUUUGUUCGAUGGAAAACAGCCCUCAGCACCAUUCCACAUCUAGCUCUUCUGGCUUCAUAAGUCAGGUGGUAAGUGAAAUGGAAGGCUUGCAAGGAACACGGCAGAAGAAAAAACUGAGCCCUCCAUGUAUAUCUAUAGAUCCACCUGAUGGACAGAGUUUGCUACCUAGAGGACCUCACAGCAUCUCACCUGCCAGUGGAGACAUUUGCUUGAGACGGCGUGCUCCAUCUUGUGAGUCCAAGGAUUCGAUGGAUAUAGGGGAUUCGUUGCUUCCAGACAGUAUGUCAACAUCUCCUACCCCAAAGAAAGACUUGUUGACACUUCCUAGCUUUUCCUUUGAUCAAACGGAAAUGGACCCCUGAGUUACUUUUCUGUUGGUGCCAAAUGUUUUCUUCCUUUCAUGUAAUAGAAAAAAAAAAGAAAAAAAAAAAUUAAAAAACUCUGUAUUCCAAAAUGGCACUGGGUAAAAAAUUUCCAAAGAAAGAUUAAAGAACCAGCUGGUUAAAAGAGUGGUUAACCUAUAUCACGCUUACUUAAGCAUAUGUUCUGCUUAGGUAAAAGCAAUACAAUGUGCAGAAUCUAUAUGUAUAUUAUAUUUUAUUAAAUUAAUUGAAUCUAGUAUUGCGGGAUGUAGUACAUUUUGUGACUAAAGACUCGUUUAAUUUUCUUCUAUUUUAUGUAUCUCAGAAUAUUUCUGAGAUGAAGUUGGUUUUUAUGAAUAUUUUAACCUAAAAAUAUAUAUUUAAUCCCUUCUCUUUUUUGUUUUGUUUUGUUUGGGUUUCAUUUUGUUUUGCAAAGCACAAAAUGUAGCCAAUUAGUGCAUUACAGAGGAAACGUAUCCCACAGUCAGCAGUAAAUAAGGAUUAUUUAAUGUAAUUUAUUUUUCCCCUUGGACUUCAAUGAUAUUCUGGGAAAAAGAUUGUUUGGGUAGUAUAGAAAUGCAGUGGCAGUUUUUUAACAAAAUAAUAUUCCAACCUUGCAUAAAAUCGACAUCCGUUGUGAAAGCAGGUGCACAAACCCAGGAAGGUACCACGUGCUGAUAGAUGUCUGGGGAUGGUGACCGCAGAGCCGUGUAACUGCACACAAUACUGAAUUACCAAAGGGUAUUGCAGAUCACCCACUGGUGACUCACAAAAUCAUGUCAAUGGCUAAUUUUCAUAUGUGCCUAGGAAACUGAGGCAAGAAAAGCCUGUGGGCACUUCUGAGAUGUUUUUCCAGUGUUCUCCGAGACAGACUGUUUCUUUUGCUGAGGUUUAUACCUCUGUAAAACCGCUGUUUGCAGCGGAGCCGCUCCUUUCUGCACUGUGCGAAAAGAUGAGCAAGGCCACGCUUCAGAUUUGCGGUGGGUGAAUUCAGUGCAGACGUGACACAGCAGUGGGCUUAAGCACACGUUUAAAGUUAAGCUCUUGCUUAAACUGCUUUGAGGUGGGUCGUAUUGAAGUAAUUCUUGAAAAUUAAAAUCAUAUGCUUAUGUGUUUGACAGAAUCGAGGCCUACUGCAAGUUCUUUUACAGAAUAUAUGUAAGAAAGUCGGUAGAUACUGAAAAGUCUGUUGAUUUUCCGGUUAGAAAGUCAGGUUUUUUGCUGUCACUGCUAGAGUUAAUUCACAUGACCCUGACUGUAAUUUUAUUUCCAAUCUAUCAAAAGCCUUAAGCAGCAACAUCAUGAUAAAAAGUAGAUAAAAACGGAAUUCAUGUCCUUACUUUGUAACAUGUCCUUAAUGUCAGUCAUCUCAGAAAUUAACUGUUUACUUCUGUGCUAACGCCCUCUGCAAAAAGCAGUCUGUAAAACUGGACGGCACAGCCUGAAAAAUCAGGAGAGGUUGGUCUGGUUCGACACCUCCUGCUCUUCACAGGACUGUUGGAAACCAGACAUUACCUUCCCUCAGCUUCCGUGAAAUCCCAUUGAGAUGCAGGCUAAAUGAGACUCUGCGGGCACGGUUUUGAAGCGUGUGAAUAGUCACAGGUUUUAAACUGCGUACAUUGAUAAGGCUUUGCUGGAUCGUGUCUUUAAACCAGCGCGAGCAAGAGGAGGAUUUGUGCUAAUUCUGUCAGUCGGGAGUUUGUAACUUUUUGAGAACUACUGAUCUUUUCAAAUCACUACAACGUGUUGAUGUACAGCCUUUUAUCCAUUCAGAGAUUAGACUGUUACGACUACGUGUAUCUGCGUUAGCUUCAAGUAUACAUACAAGAUGAUGCUGUUUAUACCGAACAGCCCAUGUGAGGUCUUAAGCUCCUUUAUUUUCACUUUUGAGGACGUUUACUCCAGAAACGAUCCCUGUUGAUUUACAUGUCCUGGAGAAAUGUAAGGGCUUUCAGCAGGAAGUCAGGCAAUCAGUGUAUUUGAAGUAGGAGGAUUAACAUUCUGUACUAUUUACUGCAGUUAGAUUAAUUCUUGGCUGGGACAUUUUUCCCCUCUUCAACACGGGCCCGUAUGGAGACCGCUGUCUUUGAUAUGCCAGUCCAAAUCCGGAGUUAAGCCCGUUUAAAGCAAUGAUUUCAAACGAACCUUUCAUCAGUUCUUCCCCCAGAUCAUAUUUAAGGAAAUAAUAAAAUUACAAUGUAUUAAGCCUGAGAAAUAUUCUUAAUCCCUUCUUGGUUUUACACUCGUAAUGAGCCUUAGCUUUGCCUUUCACAUGUACUAAAUAAUUUGGGAAAAGAGCUAGGCCACUCAAAUUGCCCACCCGGGUUCCUUAAUGAUUAGGAGUGCGUUUGUGUAGCUGGAAUGAUACUACUCAUGCAGCUCCUUCCUUACCAAAAAAAAAAGAGGAAAAAAAACCCCCAACAUUUUAGCUUGAAAUCAUGGCACAAAAUGGUGAUGUGAUGUUAAUCCAACGCUCAACUCCAAAUGUAACAGAAAGCCUAAAGGCUCUUCUGAUUUCACUACUUGGGGUUUUUGCCCACUGACAUGGUUUGUGGAAGUAACAAAAAGUUUACAUCAUAUGUGAAUAUUCGGUAAAGACUAGCUGAUAAAAAAAUACUCUAUGAUGAUGCAUUCAGGAAAAGAAAUCCAUGUAAAAUAGUUUGUUUUCUAAACCAGAUAAGUUUUUUCUAGAUGCCCUUUUGACAAACAAUUACAAAUGUACUGCAGUGUGUGCAAUAAUCUUAAGAUAAUUUUAAAUACCAUUUGGGGGGGUUUUAUAGAAUUUGACUUUUUUUAAACAAAAUGUACAAAAUCCACAGGAAUUCUGUAGAAUGGUUAUGUUGAUAGAAUUUUUUAUAUUUUUGUAGAAAUCUAUAGAGAAAUUGUUAAAAGUCUGCGUAGCAUCUUGGGAACAGAAGCAGCUCUUAUCUACCGAGUUUCUUUUCAUAAACCUGGAGCUAGACCUACUGUAUUACACCAUGUAUAGCCUAGUUUCAGAGCCUGCAUCCAGGUCGCGUUUAGAAGUAAGCAGCUAAGCUCAAGUUCUACGAUAUUGCAGUGCUAUUACUGUUCGAGAACUGUACCCGUAUAAAACCUCUACCCCCAAAACGCAGCCCCUAUCAAUGGUAAAACAGUCGCAUGGCUAUCCAGUUCAUUCAAGCACACCAGCACUUUACUACUGUGGAUUUACUGUAUACAGGUGGGAGGAGGAUAUUCUAUUAUUGCCAGUCUGACACACGGGGAAAAAGAGAUUGCAGACGUGUCUGGAAAAAUGUAAAUUCCAUUCUUGCAGCCCCUUGCACACAGAACUGACUUUUCAUAGCUCGGUUACAGGCCAUUUAUACUGUAGAUAUUUUGGAGGAGGGCAAAGAAAACACUGUUUUUGACUUCUGUGGAUUGCACUCAGCACAAGGUGUGUUCAAGGUGAAAAAAAAAAGAAAAAAAAAAAAAAAGAAAACAAAUGCAUUACCACUGUAAAUUAGGCUAUGCCCCAGUCUCCCCUUUUCUGCCCCUUUGGCUAUAAUAACCCAUGUACACUAUUACACAAGGUGACUAGAGUAGGCACAGUACCAUUGCAAUGUCCGUAACAACCUAGUAUAUAUUAUAGAACUUUGUAUUUAAUAGUUAAUAUAUUGUUAUACUGUAUCAGGUAUAUAGGCCAAAACGAGGUCUUUUGGUCAGGGCAACAAAAGGUGGUAUUCAUGGGGAAAAUUGGGUUAAAAUGUUCCUUUUUAAAAAAAGAAAAAAAGACAAAAAAUGAGUGUAAAUCUUUACAAAUGACAAAAACA